Fusarium sp. VM40 is the source of this 1440-nucleotide messenger RNA. The record is from the annotation of a GenBank genome assembly. NCBI's taxonomy places the organism in Eukaryota, Fungi, Ascomycota, Sordariomycetes, Hypocreales, Nectriaceae.
AUGCAUGCCCUUCAUCAACCAGAGGAACUUGACGCUGUCGUCUCAGCAAUUCAAUCCAUUGCACAGCGCUUGGGAUCAACCACGCAAGAUGUCAAAGACGACCCCAUCAUCAAAGUCGCCCAACCAGAAGAUGUACCUUACCUGAGAACCAUAGGCACACCUGGCGAAGCCCAUUCGAUCGACCAUGUCCUCGAAGAAGCCUUUGCAGCCUACGACCAUCGCAUGCGCGUCAAUCAUCCGCGCUUUAUGGGGUUUAUCCCUUCGCCUACAUCACCUGUCGCGUGGCUCGGAGAUAUCGUGGCCAGCGCUUUCAACGCACUGGGUGCUUCGAAACUUCAGGCUUCGGGCCCUGUGGUCAUUGAAAAGACUUUGAUAGAAUGGCUGGCUUCCCAAGUCGGAUUUCCUACAACAGCUGGUGGAAUUUGUGUCUCGGGAGGAAGCAUGGCAAAUCUGAUGGGUGUGGUCAUUGCUCGCGAUCGGUUUGUCCCGCGUGGUGAAACCAAUGCUGCCAUCGCUUAUCUGACGGACCAAACACACUAUUCCGUUGCUAAAGCUCUGCGAAUGCUCGGUUUUCACAAGGGACAAAUCCGAUGGCUACCUACAGAUGAGUGCUUUAGGCUUGACCCAGUUGUUCUGUCGCAAGCAAUUCAAACCGAUCGCAAAGCUGGUCUUGUACCAUUUUUGGUAGUUGGCACUUGCGGAACAACCAAUACUGGCGCCAUUGAUCCACUGGAAAAAAUAGCAGAAAUUUGCAAAAGGGAGCAGAUCUGGCUGCACGUCGAUGGUGCCUAUGGUGCCUCUGCCACGCUCUCAGCUACCCGCCACGAGACAGUAGAUGGCCUCAAGUACGCCGACAGCAUGUCCUGGGAUGCGCACAAGUGGCUCUUCCAGACAUACAGCUGUGGUCUUCUCCUGGUCAAAGACAAGGCCAACCUUGUGAGAAGCUUUGCCAACGAGGGAGACUAUCUCCGCGAUGGUGUCGCGAUAGAGGAUGAGGAUAUUCCUAACUUUUGGAAUUACAGCAUGGAGCUCACGCGGCCUGCGUCUCGGGCUAUGAAGUUGUGGUUCACUCUGCGAGUUAUUGGUGUUGAGAGGAUCGGAAAGAUGAUUGAUCACGGGUUUGAUCUGGCGGAGAGAGCGGAAGAGGAGUUACGAAAGCUGCCGGAUUGGGAGAUUGUUAGUUCUGCCAGCCUGGGUGUGAUAACAUUCCGAUAUGCGCGUGAGGGGUUGACGGAGGAUGAGCUCGAGGCAAUUAACACUGGCGUUUCGAAGAGUCUUAUCUCUAGUAACACAGCUGGAGUGUUGACGACAAAAGUGAGAGGAAAGGUGGCGUUGCGGAUCUGUGCACUGAGUCCUCAAUUGGCGUUGGAUGACAUGUCCGACAUCAUCGCCGAGGCGAAUAUGCUAGCCUCAAGGGGUGUACAGAAUGGAAAGCACUAG